UUUCGCGUUGAUGGUUGCCUGCCACUAUUGGCUGUAGAUUUGACGGACACCGUUCUGGAGUCUCUUUUGGAUAUCAUCAUCCACAUCCCCCUGCCUGAGGCUGAUCCCUCUCUGAAGGUGCCUACCGAUCCUGAUGCACUCCUGAAGUACUUCCCAACUGCGGCCGCCAACAAUCAGUUCUCGGCCAUGCAGGUCAUGCGGACGGCCAACGCACUGGACAGCGAAGAAAGUACGUGGUACAACUCCGAGGAGAGCAUUGAUUCCGAAUCCUCGAUCGCAUCCUCCAAGGUAAGAUUUGUUACUUCCUUCGCAAGUUUUGCUAAGUGUGUUUUCGGCCUGUAUACACUGACACCGGUCCGUGUAUGUGUACGGCGUUCCAUGAAAUCUUAA
Messenger RNA from Dibothriocephalus latus, 390 nucleotides. The record is from the annotation of a GenBank genome assembly. Lineage: Eukaryota; Metazoa; Platyhelminthes; Cestoda; Diphyllobothriidea; Diphyllobothriidae.